ACUCGAUCACUGCAUCCGUUUAUGCACAUCGAUAAAAUCUCAAACCCGGAUGAGGAAUUAGUCCAUAACCAGUUAUGAUCUAUUCCUUUUCUCAAUACAACACUAUCAGAUUUUCGAUUGGUUAUUAUGGUAAUUUCAAGCGAUCACUGACUUCAAAGGAGCAAAAGAACAGGUGAAAAUACAUUCUUGGCUUCCAGUCUCUGUUAGAGCUGUAAUGUACUUUUCGACGGUGGUCUGCAGAAAACGUUUUACUUGCUUAUAAUUUAUAUUUAACCACGUUCGCUUUGUCGGGGAUUUUAUGAGUUCCUUGUCUUGGCAAGAUUUUAAGACCACUUCCUGACGCUUCCUCGACUUGACAAUGAAGCCCGUCGGGCUCCUUACGGUUGUUUUUGCAGUAAUUCAAGGUGCGGCAUCCCAGAGGGUAAAGGUGGACAGGGAGGUGCAGGCCAAUCUUGGUGACGCUUUCCAAUUGCGCUGCAAGUUUGAGGUGGUGCAAGGCAUAAUCCCGAAUCAGGUUACCUGGGUUAGGGAGUCUUCGGUAGGGAGAGAGAACAUCGCUGUCUUUCAUUCUACACAUGGGCUGAAUUACCCCAACACAGCCCUCAAAGGAAGAGUCAGCUUUAUUUCCCCUUCCAUGGAAAAUCCUUCCAUCCAAGUGUCUGAUGCCAAGACGAGCGACUCGGGCACGUAUACCUGUGAAUAUGCCACCUAUUCCAGCGGGACCGAGCAAGCCUCCUCCACAGUCUUUAUCUUGGCCAAGCCCCAGAACAAUGCCACCACGCUGCCCGUGAUCGCCGGCAAAAACGCAGUGGUGGUGGCUCGCUGCGAGUCCGCCAAGGGCCAGCCAGCAGGACAGGUCUUCUGGGACACAACAGCUGCGGGCAACCACAGCAACACGACAAAACUGGAGAACGACAACACCGUGUCCGUGGUCAGCGAGUUCCGGCUCAUCCCCACAGCUGCGGAUAAUGGCAGAGACAUAACCUGUAUUAUCAAGCACCGCGCCCAAAGGACAGACGACAUCUAUAAAAUGAAGUUGGCUGUUCAGUACCCUCCCACGGUGUACAUUUCUGGGUAUGAUGGUCAGUGGUACGUGGGCCGCAGCAAUGUUCAGCUUACCUGCGUGGCCAAUGCAAACCCACCACCGACUAGCUUUGAGUGGACAGUUGCAUCCGGCCAGAUGCCAAAAACAGCCCAAAUUACUGGGAAUAAGCUCUCAGUGCCGAAGGUGGAUGCGAGCAUAAACACCACCUUUGCGUGUGAGGCGAAGAACCUGCUGGGAUCCGGACAGGACAGGGUCACCACGUUGGUGACAGCUGAACCUCCACCGGGCAGCAGUGCCACCAGCAGCAUCAUCCGCGCCAUCAUCGGCAUCCUUGUUUUGGCAGCUGUCAAUGCCACUGGGCUGCUGCUGUACUGCAGGAGGAGGAACAGGCUGUCGCUUUAACAUGAAAGUAUUCCUAAGUGGCCAAUGACUGUGUGUAUUUUUAUGUUUCUGUAAGGUACUGGGAGGCUCGUUACUUGCUGAUAAUAUAUGAAUUGCCAUUACAGCGAGUGGUGUAAUUCUAAUGCACAUCUUUAUUCCUCAUCAGUGCCUGUGGGAGCCCAUGAGGUGUCCUACGCAAGCUUUGUCCCCCCCCCCCGGGCCCCCUCAGUAGAUGGAGCCCUAAGCAAAUAUUUCCAUUAACCUAACUGCAUGACUUUGGAUUGCAGUAGCCAGUGGAAACCUGACCAGCAACGGGAGGGCAAGCAAACUGCUUAGGGUGGAAGUGGACUCAAACCCGCAGCCCUGGGGGGGGCCUCCUUAUUCAUUUAGCAUUUACUUUCUUAUUUGUGGGGGACUAUCAUGCUGGGGCUUAUCUUUGUAACAGUAACGCACACCAGAAAGUUCCCUCCGGGGCUAAAUAAUUAUAAAUGACUAAAUGACAUUAUCAUAGCUAGAGCGAGUAAUUCCUGUCUCUCACAGGUGCUGUGUCUCUGCAUCUAGUGCAUAUGAAAGUUUGGAAGCAGAACUGAACUCCACAUCCUCCCGGUGCAUUUAACUGACACAGAAUAUUUGUGAGCGCUGUCCCUCUUAAAGAUACAGAGAUUCUUUCAU
Molecule: messenger RNA, 2098 nt
Organism: Brienomyrus brachyistius
Lineage: Eukaryota; Metazoa; Chordata; Actinopteri; Osteoglossiformes; Mormyridae
Product: nectin-2-like
Exons: 7
Coding region: 359-1447 (362 amino acids)
Source: RefSeq, a predicted model, not a curated record